AUGGGUAACCCUCUAGCACUCGUGCUUGCUGAUGUAUUUAUGACAAAAAUUGAAUCAAAAUUAAAUCGAUUCACUGCUAACAAAUCUAAAGUCUGGGUUAGAUACGUAGAUGACAUUUUCUACAUAUUUGAAAUUGAUCAUGUACACAUACUGUACGUAUUAAAUCGAAUUAACAAUUGGCAUGCAAACAUUAAAUUUACGUUGGAAAUGGAGAAAAAUGGAGAGCUACCCUUCUUGGAUGUGCUUAUCAUAAGAUCGAAAAAUAAAUAUGAAACAACCGUGUAUCGCAAGCCAACAAAUACCGAUUUAUACAUGCAAUUCGACAGUAACCAAUCGAGACAAUACAAAUUAGGUUUGAUAAAAACACUGACCAUUCGAAUCUUGAGAAUAUGUUCCACGAACGAACACCAGAAAAAAGAAAUCGAGCGAUUAAAAGAGGUGUUAGCGGACAAUGGAUAUCCAUCACACAUCAUACGCAAAGGAGUACGUGAAGGAGAGUUAAUAACAAAACGAUUAUCAAAACCAACACAAAAAUGGCACCUGUUUGAACAAUCUAUUUCACAAUGGUUUACUAUGGUCUUGAAUCGAUAA
Didymodactylos carnosus is the source of this 591-nucleotide messenger RNA. NCBI's taxonomy places the organism in Eukaryota, Metazoa, Rotifera, Eurotatoria, Philodinida, Philodinidae. The record is from the annotation of a GenBank genome assembly.